CGGCUGAUGAAACCGCUGCCGGAUCCCGCCCGCCCCUCGGAGCCCCAUUCACUCGGAGAGGGCAGGUGUGAGCGGCGGCGCCCGGGGGACAGACGCACCGACGGACGGACAGACGGAUCCCCCCCCCCAUCCGCAGCCCAUCCCCAUCCUCGCGCAUCCCGCCGCUCGCGCGUCCGUCGCUCCCUCCCCACCCCUCCCCUCCAUCCGCAGCGCUGCCCGCAUCCCACUGCCCACUCGGAGUCUGAAGCCCAGCGGUCUCUGGAGACGUCUUGGCUCCCAGGCUCCAGCUGCCCCCGACCCCCCCGCCCCGUGAGAAGUCGUCUGGUCCAAGCAUCCUAUUCCAGGGACAGUCCCUCAGCACUCAGCAGACUUGCUUCACACAAUGGGGUGCAAAGUCCUGCUUGGCCUGGGCCACCAGAUGCUGCGGAGAAAAGUAGUGGACUGCAGCCGGGAAGAGAGCCGGCUGUCCCGCUGCCUGAACACCUUCGACCUGGUGGCCCUUGGGGUGGGCAGCACCCUGGGCGCCGGUGUCUACGUCCUGGCCGGUGCUGUGGCCCGUGAGAAUGCUGGCCCGGCCAUCGUCAUCUCUUUCCUGAUCGCCGCUCUGGCCUCUGUGUUGGCUGGUCUGUGCUAUGGCGAGUUUGGCGCUCGUGUCCCCAAGACGGGCUCGGCCUACCUCUAUAGCUAUGUGACUGUUGGGGAGCUCUGGGCCUUCAUCACUGGCUGGAACUUGAUCCUCUCUUACAUCAUUGGUACUUCAAGCGUGGCGAGAGCCUGGAGUGCGACUUUUGACGAGCUGAUAGGCAAGCCCAUUGGGAAGUUCUCACAGAAACACAUGGUCCUGAAUGCCCCUGGGGUGCUGGCCCAAAACCCCGACAUAUUUGCUGUGGUUAUAAUUAUCAUCUUAACAGGACUUUUAACGGUCGGCGUGAAAGAAUCCGCUAUGGUCAACAAAAUAUUCACCUGCAUCAACGUUCUGGUCCUGGGCUUCAUAAUGGUGUCAGGAUUCGUGAAAGGAUCCAUUACAAACUGGCAGCUCUCAAAAGAUUCCAACUUUCCGUGUCGGAACAAUGACACCCAGACAUACAAGCUGGAUAUGGGCGGAUUCAUGCCCUUCGGGUUCUCGGGGGUCCUGUCGGGGGCAGCCACCUGCUUCUAUGCCUUUGUGGGCUUUGACUGCAUCGCCACCACAGGUGAAGAAGUCAAGAAUCCCCAGAAAGCUAUCCCCGUGGGCAUCGUCGCGUCCCUCCUCAUUUGCUUUAUCGCCUACUUUGGGGUGUCCGCUGCCCUCACGCUCAUGAUGCCUUACUUCUGCCUGGACACCAACAGCCCUCUGCCCGAAGCCUUCAAGUACGUGGGCUGGGAGGGCGCCAAGUAUGCAGUGGCCGUCGGCUCCCUCUGCGCGCUGUCUACCAGUCUUCUAGGCUCCAUGUUUCCCAUGCCCCGAGUAAUCUAUGCGAUGGCUGAAGAUGGACUGCUAUUUAAAUUUCUGGCUAAAGUCAAUGACAGGACCAAAACACCAGUCAUUGCCACACUAACCUCAGGUGCCAUUGCUGCUGUGAUGGCCUUCCUCUUUGACCUGAAGGACCUGGUGGACCUCAUGUCCAUUGGCACUCUCCUGGCUUACUCUUUGGUGGCUGCCUGUGUGCUGGUCUUACGGUACCAGCCAGAACAGCCCAACCUGGUCUACCAGAUGGCCAGUACCACGGAUGAGCUAGAUCAAGUGGACCACAAUGAGCUGGUGAGCACCAGUGACUCCCAGACUGGCUUUUUACCAGAGGCAGAAAAGUUUUCUCUGAAAACCAUACUCUCGCCCAAAAACAUGGAGCCGUCCAAGUUCUCUGGACUCAUCGUGAACAUUUCAGUCAGCCUCCUAGCCAUUCUUAUCAUCACCAUUUGCAUCGCGGCUGUGCUUGGAAGAGAGGCUCUGGCCAAAGGGGAGUUGUGGGCAGUGUUUGUGGUCACUGGCUCGUCCCUCCUGUGUAUGCUAAUCACAGGCCUCAUCUGGAGGCAGCCCGAGAGCAAGACCAAGCUCUCCUUUAAGGUGCCUUUCCUGCCCAUGCUGCCCGUCCUGAGCAUCUUUGUGAACGUCUAUCUCAUGAUGCAGCUGGAUCAGGGCACGUGGGUCCGGUUUGCUGUGUGGAUGCUCAUAGGUUUCUUAAUCUACUUUGGCUAUGGGCUGUGGCACAGUGAGGAGGCAUCCCUGGCCACUGACCAGGCAAGGACUCCUGACAGCAACUUGGACCAGUGCAAGUGACGUGCAGCCCCACACACCGGAGGUGACGGCAGCUGAGGGAUGUCCACAGAGGCCCUGUGGUUCCCCUUCGCUCUCCACCCACGUGGCGGGAACCACCUACAUCCCCAACGCUGCCAAAGGUGCAGUGUUGAACUACAACUUCAACCACAGCCGACUGAUGUGGCCUGGCCCAAAUCAGCCCUACAGCCAGCUUACAGGUCCUGGUCACCUCUGGACAACUCCCUAGCCUGAGCCAUUUGGCCGUGGCUAGCCACACGUCUCCUCACUUCCCAAUUGAACAAAGAAAGCAGCUUCUCUCCCGGCCAGCUGGGCUCCUUGCAGCAGCUGUACCCAGCCCCCACCCCCGGCACAAGGGAGGCCCCUUUCUCUCCUUACUUGCAAAGCAGGCCUUCCAUCCUGGGACCACUCUGGUAUUGUAUAAGUACGCACUCCAGGCCAUUAGAAGCGACCUCCCUAACCAGCCCAAGACGGCUGACCCGCCAAUGCAACAAGCACCGCAAAAAUACCAUGACCCUAACAAUGUUACCCAAGAGCCAAGCAAUCACAGGUUGCCUAAAGUGUAAGAACUGGUGGUCCUUCUCCUCUGACCCCUGCCCUCAAGCACUGCUUCCCGCCUGGGCUGUUAAGACUGGGCCUCAGUCAGUUGGCACGCUUCGCCCAGCCUCUGGCACUGACGGACAGCCCCCAGCACAGUGGAGAGUGCAGAGGGCGACAAGGGUCCAAUAGUGCACACGAAGAUAUCCAGGUGAGGGUGGCUGCUCACAGGUGGGCGUAUAGGCCCAUCCCCUCGAGACCUGGAUCAGUUCCUGCUGCUGCUGGCAUCUGUCCUUGCUGGCCUGGUGUCCUGAGUAACUGGAACAUGAGACUGUAUUCGUAGGACUGACCUCACAGCAUUAGUGUUUAGCCCUCUCUUUGCUGUGGGUCUUUGCCAUUCACCAAGUGUUACCCUGGGCUGUGUGCGCGUCAGAAUCUUGGGUCUCCUAAGGUUCUCAAGACAGCUAGCAAGGUCAGUGUGGUCACAACGCUUCUGGUCCCCACUCCCACUCCGCCCCCGAUGUGGCCUCUUAUAUGUAACCAGUGCUGUGGAGUCCUCCCAUGAGCUGCUGUGAAUCACUCCACCAAAUGAAGUCAGGGCUUAACAUUCCCUUGGGAAAUAGCCAAGGAACUGCCACAUGCCAGCAGCCACUCGUUGGGGUGUUCCCAGAGCACAGGUUCCACUGCUGUUCCCUCCUGUGUUCUCUGUCGUCCAAGUGCUACAGCUUGGCUUGCCGGUGAAGUUCUGAUGCUAAGUUCUGAUGCCGCCACUGCCCUGGACCUCAUGUCCCUCCAAGACAGAGAGCUGCCCGCAGGUGCAGCCGAGUCUCCCACUGACCCUCCGUGGCUCCUUGUGUCCCCCCCCCCCCCGAGCUUCCUCCCUUCCCAGCUCUCCCUUAGCUCAGGGUGGGGCCUGGGGCCGGCAAGCCAUGGUAUUGGGGUUUGGGGGAGGUCAACAGUUAGAUGAGAUGUAAGCUCUGCUUUUGAAGCUAGUUUCCAAGUUCUUCCCUUGUCUGGCUUUUAACGUGAAUGUACUAGAAACAGGCCUGGUAAAUUAAUGGCAUUUUUUUUCUUCCCUGCUCUAGAAUGUUCUAGAGGAGUUACUAAAAUUUGCUUAGGACAUACAGAGCUCUGGGUUACAGCUCCCUCCUCCCCCGCCCCCCGCCGACCCCCAGCACCAUGAAAAAAUAAGAAUUUAGUGAAACAGCCAGUAGAUGCCAGUGGGGUGGCUAAGGGGCAGGCCUUUGUGCCAGGCCGGGCACCUUACUGGACACAUUCCAAAGAUCAUCAGAGAGUAUUCCAGAGAGCAUUUUAAGAUCCCAAAGGUUGGGUUUCCAAAGAAAGGUAUUUAAAUAUGUAGAUUGGUGCUGUAAAAAUAUUUUGAUAAUUACUAACUUAUUUUGUUGGUGUCUUGGUUGUCCUGGUGUCUUCUUAGGACCUGUUAAGUGUUUGUUCAUUAUUUUUCUCCCUGUUGUUUUUGAUAUAGGCAAAGAUAACUUGAAGGAGAGAGAGAGAGACUCCCAUGAGGGAGAGAGGGGUGUUUUUUAUUUGUUGUUGUUGUUUGUUUGUUUAGUUUCUGUGUUUUUUUUUUCUUUUUCUCACUCUGCAGCUCCAGCUGGCUUGGGACUAUUAUUGUAACCCUGGCUGGCCUCCAGUUCGUGGCAGUAUUCUGCCUCAUCCUCCUGAGUGCUAAGGUUACAGGCAUGAGCCGCCAUGUCUGACUGAAUUUUAAUUUCUUUCUAGCUGAAGUCUUUUUGUAUAAGACAGUGCCCCACAGUGUGUUUACAGUUCACAUUUCAGCUAACAGCCUAUGUUCCACGCAGUGGGAAGGUGUGUUUGGGGUUCGAUCUCCAUCCCGAGGACUUGCUGGUAGUUGUGUAUCUGCCCUCCUCUCUUCAUUUAGCUGCAGCAAUGAGGUGGGGAGGAGCGCCCAGCACCCUCCCUUGUUGGGAGAAAUUAAAGGACACCCAAGGUGACUUGCAUAGUCAGGUCACUGGUCACUGUGGACUUUUACUGAGAGUGGACUAGUGUGUAGAAUUGUCAGGGGUCUUUCCUUAUAUGUACAGGAAUAAUAUCAUGUACUGGUGCUUUGGGUGAGCAUCCCACCAGCCACAAAAAACAAACAAACAAACAAACACAAAACUCAGAUUGUAUACCAAUAGAUUCACACCUGAAGCCUAUUGUCCAAUGAAGACUAUCUUUCUCAGUUUUAAGACUUGGCCAAUAUCAUCUGUGAACACAGAUUCUGAAAACAUACUCCUCACAGCAAGGACGUGCCUUGUUUAUUUUGUCUCCAGCUCCAUGCAGGCACGCCCUUCCUGUCUCCGGGCCUAAAUUCAUGAAGCCCACACCAUGGGCAGGAGCCAUGCUCAGGAGUGGGGUGCAAGAUGUCUGCACCUCCCAGUAGGUGGUUCUGCUGAGUGGGGUGUGGGGGGGGAGAGACAGGGGGUCCCUGUGUGCACACAUCACGCCCACACCUACCUACAUCCUGCAGCCAGGCUUUGUGGGUCGCGUUCAUUUUGCAACCCAGGCAGUUUCUGGGAGAUUGCCGCGCCUCUGCCGUGUCAGGCUGCUCCCGUCUUCCCCCACUCUGGGCCACAGCCUCUCUGUCCUUUUCCCCACGGGGCCUUUGGGUUCCAUGUGCUGAUGUGGUUCGAACAUUCCCUGCUGCCACCUUGCAGGGUCAUGGAACACCAGGCACCUCCACCCACCCCUAGUGGCUCCACACCUCCCUGAUGCAAGGCAGGACGAUCUGAAUGGGCCAGUGUUCAAAACGCCUACCUCAUGUGGGCGAUGGAGCUGGGAGACAGCCGUGGUGAGGACUGGGUUCCUUACCUAGGCCCACCCCAGACUUAUAGAACAAGUCAUAGGCACUGCCAGCUUGCACGCUUGCUGUGUUGAAAGCCUGCCUAGCUUCUACCAGGGCCCGUCUUUACUGUCUUGAAUGUCCCGUGUCCCCACAGACGCCCCAUUUUAACACAAGUCACUGUUUCUGUUAAUACCCAAGAGCUGAGACCAGGAAGACAGAAUGAGGCGCCAGCGUGCCUAUCCACAGGGUCGAUGGUGGAGAGGGCUGUCCAUGCCCACACUCCCGUGGGUCCCUGGGAGGAGAGAGCUGCUGGACAGAGCAUGUGUGACACUUGCUCAUGGAACCAUUACAGAGUUCAAGUUCGGGCAGGCUCAAUAUGUUAUGAACAGUUCAUUUUGUGUAGUUUCAAGUCUGCUUUAUCAUAGUAAGAGGAUUCUAUGCCAGGCUCCUAAGGAGUAAGACAUAGACAUUUUUUCAGGCUUGUUUUUUUUUGGGGGGGGGUCAUGACAUUCUUUAUUACACAGUGGUGCAAGAUGCUACACUCCCUAUACCUUUGUGGUUAUGAUACCAGAUGGAUUUUCAAGGCUUUUGUCUUCAUUAUUCUAAUCCAAUCUUUUUGUGCCCAGUGCUCCAUUGAGCUAUAAGGCUCCUGGGGAAGAGCCCUGGGCACAGUGACCAAGGAGCCCCUCUCCGUCACCCUAUUCACGUGUUGUGCUGCUGGCUUUAAAGUCUCCGUGAGCUGAAAGACCUUGUCCAACCAGGCGUUCUCAGGGCAUUGGUAUUUCCAGCAGGGCCAGGAAGCAGGGCUAGCCUAGGAAGAUGUGUUCAGACUGUUAAUUUAUUAACAAGGGAUAUGGUUUUGUGUUCCUUGAUGAACCUUUUUUUUCUUGAGUUUGGGAUUUAUUUUCCCAUUUGAGAAGUUAUAAUAUAUAUUUAAGAUAUUUCCUGCUUCAUUUGUGCCUUUCAACUGCAAGGGGUUUAAGGAUCAGCAAGGGUCAUGAUGCCAAUGAGGGUUGGUUUAUUGUCAAACCUGAUAGCUGUGGUUUCUCCAGGACAAUUCUUCUACUGAACACGGAGCCAAUCUUAAAAGAGUCGUGUUUUUUAAUUAUGUAAAUUGUAUGAUAUUUUUCUCUUGUUUGAUGUUCUAUUUUUCUAAUAGUUUUCUGAUAGUUUCGUAAGAUGGUGAUAUAUUAGAUUAAGACUGACGCUAAUUGCAAAUCAGAUGGGUCUCUCCUGGACUCCUGUUUUGUUUGGUUUAUUAUAUUUUCCUUUGAUUAUUUUAAUGACAAGUGUAGGUGUUGUCUGUCACUUUUAAGAGAACAUGUCAAACUGCUGUUUCCCCUUGUUGCUGACCACACUGUAUGCUGACAACAUCCUGCCAAAUGCCGUGUUGUAAAAUCAAACUAUUUUGUGGUACAAUAUCUCAUGCUUCUGCGAAUUCUAAUAAACCCUGCCUCUGGCUUCCAUGUGCA
Messenger RNA from Jaculus jaculus (lesser Egyptian jerboa), 7072 nucleotides. It is a transcript of the gene Slc7a1, whose product is annotated as solute carrier family 7 member 1. The transcript is spliced from 13 exons. The record is from RefSeq and is a predicted model, not a curated record. Gene Ontology annotation, biological process: transmembrane transport; amino acid transport. NCBI's taxonomy places the organism in Eukaryota, Metazoa, Chordata, Mammalia, Rodentia, Dipodidae. Gene Ontology annotation, cellular component: plasma membrane. Gene Ontology annotation, molecular function: amino acid transmembrane transporter activity. Bases 383 to 2257 code for a protein of 624 amino acids.